Molecule: messenger RNA, 849 nt
Organism: Mastomys coucha (southern multimammate mouse)
Lineage: Eukaryota; Metazoa; Chordata; Mammalia; Rodentia; Muridae
Gene: Fam229b
Product: family with sequence similarity 229 member B
Exons: 6
Coding region: 495-737 (80 amino acids)
Source: RefSeq, a predicted model, not a curated record
GGCUAGCCGUUACCAUAGCGACUGGGCCUCCGGCAGGUAAAUCCUAGCUGCCCUGUCAACAUCCUAGAGCAUCUGCAGCUCCGGAGGCCCUGAGCUCUGUCCAUGCUGUAGUUCCUGUCAUUCUCCAGAAGCCACUCAACAGCAAGGAGUUGUAAGAAAGCCCUUACGAGUUUCACCGAUAACUUGUGUGGAGUGACUCAGAUGUGUCUGCUUCAUAGCCAGAAGACCAGCGGAAACAACUAGCCUCAUGGGACUGAGCAACUACUAGAUUCUUGGACUUCCCAUUCAUAGCUGACCAUUGCUGGAUAUGUUGGACUACAGACUGCAGGAAGCUAUGUGAAGGAAUCUUCUGAUGUCAUAAUUCUGGGUGUCACUGGAACAUUUGAUCAUCAUUCCUUUGGCCAGUCUAGCCUUCUAUGGAAAGUCAGUAGAAGCAAUUGAUUUAUUCAUCUCUACAGGAAUCAGACUUGGCCUAUUUUGGAUUUCAGUGAAUUAUGCCUUUUCGGUUUGGGACCCAGCCAAGGAGGUUUCCAGUGGAAGGAGGAGACUCUUCAAUUGAGCUAGAAUCAGGCCUGAGCUCCAGUGCUUCCUGUAACGGGAAAGAGACGUCACCCAAUAGGCAACUCCGAAGAUGCCCUGGAAGUCAUUGCCUGACAAUAACUGAUGUUCCCAUCACUGUCUAUGCAACGAUGAGGAAGCCGCCUGCGCAAAGCAGCAAGGAAAUGCAUCCCAAAUAGCAUCAUUGCGUCUUCUGUGAGGGUUGACUAGGUCAAGGGGAAUGGGCCGGCAUCAUCUCAGGGUCUGCCUGGUAAACCAAUAAAGGUGGUGGCACUCAUUGGGUGAUGACAA